UUGGCGCUGCCCUCCGCAAGCUUCGCUGCAGCUGGCAAUGGCAGUGCGCCUCCGCUUCCAGAGGGGCCGAUUGACCUGCGAGAAAGCGAAGGCGACCUCGACGACGCAGCCGCGGUACCAGCAGCUGUUGCGAAGAAGGACAAUACGCCACUCGCGCCCGAGCAGAAGGCUGCCCUCAAGACGCUGAUGACCGACGCGUCGAAGCUGGCUGCGACAGAGGAGACCGCUGCGUUGGCGUGCCAGGAGGGCGCCGUCGACGUGUUCAAGGAGGGCUCGACGUUCCGGGCCGAACUGAUGGUCCAGGACGACUUCCGGAGCUUCGCCAACUCCAAUUUCAAGCCGGGCCAGAUCAGGAACAAGCUGGCUACGCGGUCCGAACUCGAGAGCCCGCGCGCCAAACUGCAGACGAAGACG
Messenger RNA from Prorocentrum cordatum, 414 nucleotides. The record is from the annotation of a GenBank genome assembly. Lineage: Eukaryota; Dinophyceae; Prorocentrales; Prorocentraceae.